AGUCCCUUCCGAUUGGCACUGCAGCCGUGUCAACAGUGUCUGCGAGUGUCGUUUGAGGUUAGUAGUUGAGGGUUGCGGUGUCCAUUAGCGAGUGUUUUACGGAAGUUUUUUGAAUUACGUCUGAAAAGUCAUCACUUGGUGGAAUCGGUUUCUGGUGUCCUCUUCUUUGGAGUUUCCGGCGAUAUUAGUGCGGACGACAGGAAGGGAAGCAGCAGUGAAAUGAAUAACGUGGAUAUCAUGUCUGUUCAACAGCGCGACACAUCGAAGAAUCAAAAAUUCAUUCAUACGGAUUACAGGAAGAAAAAUGCUAAAGGUCUUACAUCACGAUUUUUGUUCGAAUGUGCCAUCAAAUUAGCAAUGAAACCGCUGACGUCAGCAACGGCAGCGAUUUUGUUCCACAGAUUCUACAAGGAAGUGGAUGCGUCUAAUUACGAUGAGUUUCUUAUAGCCGCAGCAUCUCUUUAUUUAGCUGGAAAGAUAAAAGAUGAUCCAGUUAAAAUUCGGGAUGUUAUAAAUGUGGCGCAUAACACAUUGAACCGAGGAUCGAGUCCUUUGGAACUUGGGGAUGAAUACUGGGCUUUAAGGGAUGCAAUUGUUCAGGCUGAAUUGUUGAUUACUCGCAUGUUGAAAUUUGAUUUAAAUAUUGUUCACCCGCAUAAGUACAUGCUGUACUACAUGAAAUCUCUACAAGAUUGGUUUGGGUCUACCAAAUGGAAUUCAUUACCAAUCGCAAAGACUGCAGCGGCAUUUUUACAGGAUUUCCACCAUAAUCCCGCAAUUCUCAACUACAAACCAUCUCAUAUUGCCAUCUGCUGCCUGUCACUGGCGUUACAAACUUAUGGAGUGCAAGUUCCUCUAACCGAUGAAAAUGAUGACUCCACAGUUUGGUACAAUGUAUUUGUCAAAGAUCUUACAAAGGACAAGCACUGGGAGAUAAUUGAGCACAUAAUGGAAGUCUACAAUUCCGAGGGCGAUAGUCAAAGUUCUUAAGUUAAGAAUUACAGAUAAGAAAAUCUGAUAACCUUCUCAUUAUUUGGCUUACAAAUAUUUUAAAGACUUUUCUUUUAAACUUUUUUGUUUGAUUCUGUUGUUUUUUAAAUGAAUUCGAGAGAAUUUUUUGUAUGAUGUGAUAAAUUCUAUUAUCGGUAUUAAUGAUAUUUAUAUUUAAAAAAAAGUCACAGUGUACGACCAGAAUAUUUUGCAGUAAUUGCAACACAUUCGACGGGUUUGUGUAUGACAAAUUAAAUAAGUUCUUUUUUAUCGAUGGCAAAUAAAAAUGAAAAGUUUUCAAGGCAAA
This is a messenger RNA of Hermetia illucens (black soldier fly), 1297 nucleotides long. It is a transcript of the gene koko, whose product is annotated as cyclin-Q. The record is from RefSeq and is a predicted model, not a curated record. The coding region runs from base 220 to 990 and encodes 256 amino acids. The transcript has 7 exons. Lineage: Eukaryota; Metazoa; Arthropoda; Insecta; Diptera; Stratiomyidae. Gene Ontology annotation, biological process: regulation of transcription by RNA polymerase II. Gene Ontology annotation, cellular component: nucleus. Gene Ontology annotation, molecular function: cyclin-dependent protein serine/threonine kinase regulator activity.